This is a messenger RNA of Puccinia graminis f. sp. tritici CRL 75-36-700-3, 2764 nucleotides long. RefSeq lists its product as uncharacterized. The record is from RefSeq and is a predicted model, not a curated record. Bases 32 to 2233 code for a protein of 733 amino acids. The transcript has 3 exons. NCBI's taxonomy places the organism in Eukaryota, Fungi, Basidiomycota, Pucciniomycetes, Pucciniales, Pucciniaceae.
GACAGGUAUAGGCGAUCGAGACAGGAGUAGGAUGGCAAGCAGAUCGAAAGAGACACCCUUUGAAAGAAGAGAACGAUUGAACCUCGAGAAAGCCAUCGCAUUAAGUAAAAACAGCAACAUGACAAGUCAAAUCGAAUCGGAUUCCCUCUAUGGUACCAAUCCACCCAAGGAGAUAUCACGCUCUCCACAUUUCAUCCCAAACAGUCAGAGUGACGAAGAGAUCAUCCAGGAUUUUACCCUCAGAGAUUCUACAGCACCCUCAAAACCCUCUCCACCUACUACCGUCAUCUUGCCCGUACAAUCUUCCUCAAUGGAUCCUGGUCUGCCAGCUGAAUCUAGAGCACCCGGCUGGUCAAUGGACAAGUUUCACGAUCCCAGUUCAUCCACUGCCCAUCAAUCCACUCACCUAGUAAAACCCAAGCAACUCAGCCAUUCAUCAUCAUCAUCAUCUACUAGCCACACACCACAGCCCCACAUCCUAGUAGCCCCAUCCAGCGCAUCUACCAGUAAUAAAUCAUCUGCCACUCGUCCCAAACCUCGUCCACCUCGUCUAGGCGCUGCCUCAAUCGAACAAGCUCGUGAGCGGCUCAAGUUGUCAGAAUCCACCGACUCCUCUACCAAUCCAACCUCAAGCUCAGCAAUCGAUCAAUCUAUAAAAGACCCUUUCCAUCCAACUCGCCUCAAAUCUAAACCUCCGCUCGUACUUCCACCCUCUCAAAUCACAUCACAAGACGUACCUGAACAAAUCCCUGCAAUUCAACAGCCUCAGACCACAUCUGAUAGACUGAUACUUCCUCAGUCUCCCGAAAUCACAAUCUCGCCAAAUCACGAGCCAUUCAGCCGACACGAGCAAGCCGAAACACAGGCCCAAUCCUCCAAGAAAAAAAGAAAGCCUAAAACCCAAGACAACCCCGAACCCAAACCACCACGGGGAUCCGAAAAGGCUAAGGCGGACGGGGAUGGAAAGCGAGUCAGAAAACAAUCUGCUGCUGGGAAAGCUUCUGCGAAAUCCCUACAGAUCCUUCUAAAUCUAUCUCAGUCCUCAGAUGAUACCGGAAACCCAAACUCCGAACCGAGGGAUCCGAUUAUCAUCAAUCGCGACUCCCAAAAAACUCAGAGACGUCGUGUCUAUAGAAAUGGUUGGGUUCUUGCAUCCGAUCCCGAACCGGAACCAGAGCUGGAUAUUCGCAACGAGGUUUCAGGGAAAAAUAAAGACCAAACCGGCGGCUCGGUUCAUCAAUCACCAGAACAAAAUCUUGCUCCCCCUCAAGUUCCCGCCUCGAAGGACAUAUCGUCGCAGCCGUUUCUUGAAAUUGUUUCCUCCCCAUUAAGCAGCCCCACUGGCUUUUCCGCUGAUGAAACGGCUUCCAAAGCCUCUAAGCGAUCAAAAUCAAGUGUUGUUCCCAAGAAGCGCGUGCCCAAGAAAAAGGCGGCCCCAAAGCCUAAAGCUACUAAGAAACGAAAAGAAAUGAUCAUCGAGCCACCUGUCAAUGUCGAUAAUAACCCUUCACCAGUAGCUCUUGGGAAACGUCCUGCGGUGGAUUCGGUCUCCAACAAACCGAACUCGACCCUUAACUUACAAGAUAUUCAAAAUAUCCCGAUGGAGCUUGAAGCUCCCAAAGAACCCGACAAACCAAGAAGCCAGUCGCCUCCUCAACUGAAUACACGCCAAAGUCCUUGCAGAAGACCUGGGACAAGUAGCAAGGUUGUGUUAAACGAAUCUCCGGUGACUGGUGAACCGAUUACAGUGGCAAAUCAACCCACAAGCUUGAGUGACUCUCGAAAAUCCGGUCCAUCGGCAGCUGACCCUGUGCGAAACUCGACGAAAGGGAAGAUCAAGACAACAGACGGUGAAAAGAAGGCAGCUGCAAAGGUUCGGAAAGGGAUGAGCUUAGCCGAAAUCUUAGCAAUCACCAAUCCGAAAACAAAGAAGGGGAUCCGGAUCGGCCUACCAAGGGAGGAGAAGCAUCGGCUCCAUAUCAACAUCAACCCCAAUCCGCCCGUCCAAAAACAAGUCAAGAAGAAGUUGAAAGUCAAGAGGGGUGAAUACGAUAGCGGCGAAGAUGAUGCGCGUUCGAAACAUAGUGGAUCAACUGACAACAGUGAUGAUGACCAAGAUCAACAGAAUCGUAAAAAAUCAACCAGAUCGAAAAACAUCAACCUAGAUGAUCAAGAGAUUGAUGAAGAGGAAGAAGAUGCCAAGCAGAACGACGACCUUGAUGAAGAAUACUAAUGACUUUUCAUCAUUGAAUUGGAUUUACCUCUAAACACAUCCAUUGGCUGUAUUCGGCUUGCUUUGUUUUGCUUAGUUCUCCCGUUGAUACCUUCUUAUUCACUCUCCAUUAUUAAAUCCAACGUUCAACUCCGCCAAUCUGAUUUUGCUGUGUUUUUGAAAUUUUCUUAUCUUACACUUUAAAUCACUCAAUUAUGGCUGAUGAUAUUUUCCUGCCUCGUUGUUGGUCAUGAUGUAUUCAAAUAUCUGCUUGACUUGUAUUGCAUGCUCUUUUCCCUAUCUCUCUAUUUUGUAUAUGCGCGUCGAAAAGAAACCUUCGCCACUUCUCUCACAUAGAAAUUAGCAUGAACUCCUUGUGAUAUCCUUAUUGAUCAUUAUAAGAACAGCCCACGUAGCUUUCAUCCAUCUGUUGGGAAUCUUGUUGUAAUUCAACUUGGACAAUCUUUGCCAAAAAUGAAAGCCAACACUCAAUAUCCCAGCAACAGACUGGGAAACAUCACAGCUAUAUAUAAGUAGUUAACUCAAUAUACA